Molecule: messenger RNA, 2040 nt
Organism: Medicago truncatula (barrel medic)
Lineage: Eukaryota; Viridiplantae; Streptophyta; Magnoliopsida; Fabales; Fabaceae
Product: cytochrome P450 86B1
Exons: 2
Coding region: 195-1874 (559 amino acids)
Molecular function (GO): oxidoreductase activity, acting on paired donors, with incorporation or reduction of molecular oxygen; monooxygenase activity; heme binding
Source: RefSeq, a predicted model, not a curated record
AAAAACCAUAAUUCAAGGGAAAGAAAUUACAAUCACUUAGUCAUUUCAAAAGUUAACCAAUUUUCCACAAACAUAAAUUUUUCAGCUCAUCAAAUCAAACCAAAAGGUAGACGCAAAAAACACUUCAAUAUAACACAACAUAUUCAAUUCAUGCAUUUCAGCAUUCCCUAUGAUCAAUUGAUCAUUCCAUUGUCAUGACCAAAACUAACACUUCCAAUUUCAACCUCACAUUUUCAUGCUACACCUCCAACAUGGUUGCAGCCACAGAAAACUUGUUUUCUCACAUUCUCUUCCUCUUUCAACAAAUCCAAAUCAUAGAAAUUAUUAUUGCAUCCAUUGUCUUCAUAAUCAUUCAUGCCUUGCACUCCAAGAAACAUCAUGGCCUAACAAAUUGGCCUAUUCUUGGAAUGCUACCUUCCUUAAUGAUAGGACUCAAAACCAACAUGUAUGAAGGCAUAACCGAAACACUUAAACAUCAAAAUGGAACCUUUAGAUUCAAAGGGCCAUGGUUCACAAGUUUCAAUUGCAUCAUAACCUCAGAACCUCAAAAUUUAGAACAUCUUCUCAAAACAAAGUUCAAUAUUUUCCCUAAAGGAAACUUCUUCAAAGACACAGUUUCUGAUUUACUUGGAGACGGUAUUUUCGCUGUAGAUAACGAAACAUGGCAGAAACAAAGGAAAACAGCGAGUAUCGAGUUUCAUUCAACAAAGUUUAGGAAAUUAACAACUGAUUCAUUGUUUGAGCUUGUGAACAAUAGGCUCAUACCUGUCUUAGAUUCAUCGUUGAAGAAAUCGGUUUCCAUCGAUCUUCAAGAUAUUUUGUUGAGACUAACUUUUGAUAAUGUUUGUAUGAUAGCUUUUGAUGUUGAUCCUUCUUGUUUGCAACUUCAUUUACCUGAAAUACCUUUUGCAAGAGCUUUUGAAGAUGCAACCGAAGCAACUUUGCUUCGAUUUGUCGCGCCAGUUUGUGUAUGGAAGGCUAUGAGGUUUCUUAACUUAGGUAUGGAGAGAAAGUUGAAGGAAUCAAUACAAAAAGUUGAUGAAUUUGCUGAGAAUGUUAUAAGGGCAAGAAAGAAAGAACUUUCUUUGGAACAUGAUAUGGAAGAUGAUAAGCGAAAAUCAGAUUUGUUAACUGUGUUUAUGAAGCUUAAAGAUGAGAAUGGAAAGGCUUAUUCAGAUAAGUUCUUGAGGGAUAUAUGUGUAAGUUUUAUAUUAGCUGGGAGAGACACUUCUUCAGUUGCUUUAAGCUGGUUUUUCUGGUUACUUAAUCAGAAUCAUGAAGUGGAGGAGAAAAUAUUAGAAGAGAUUUGCAGGGUUGUGAGUCAAAGGGAGGAUAUUAAUAUUAAUAAGGAAGUGUUUAAUGAUUCUUUAAGAUUCAAACCUGAGGAGAUUAAGAAGAUGGGUUAUUUGCAUGCUGCUCUUUCAGAAACUCUUAGAUUGUAUCCUUCUGUUCCUAUGGAUCAUAAAGAGGUGGUGGAAGAUGACACAUUUCCAGAUGGAACAAAACUAAAAAAAGGAACAAAAAUUAUAUAUGCAAUAUAUUCAAUGGGAAGAAUGGAAAGCAUAUGGGGAAAAGAUUGCUUGGAGUUCAAGCCAGAAAGAUGGUUAACUAAAGAUGGUCAUUUCAUCGGUGAAUCUGCGUACAAAUUCACUGCUUUCAAUGGAGGACCGAGGUUGUGUUUAGGCAAAGAUUUUGCAUACUAUCAAAUGAAAUAUGUCGCAGCUAGCAUCAUAUUUCGUUACCAUGUUAAGGUUGUUGAGAAUCACCUUAUUGUUCCUAAGCUUUCUUUGACACUUUACAUGAAACAUGGAUUAAAAGUUAAUCUUCAUAGGCGUUGUGAUGAAGAAAUUCAUAAAUACUUGAAGAUUAGUUAGAAGUGAAUUGAUAUUAAAUGUUGGUGUGAUUAAGGAUGAUGAUAUAUAGUUUGUUUAAAAAUUAAUUAUCAUUGUUCAUUGUUAGGUUAAUGAUGUUCAAUGCUCAUUAUAUUUGAGAUGUGUGUAAAUGUAAAGAAUGAUAAAGAAAUAUAUGGAGUUUAGGUUA